Molecule: messenger RNA, 2405 nt
Organism: Cuscuta epithymum
Lineage: Eukaryota; Viridiplantae; Streptophyta; Magnoliopsida; Solanales; Convolvulaceae
Source: the annotation of a GenBank genome assembly
CUGUGGGGCGUUUCUGUCAUCAUGUCAUAAAGUCCCCGCAUUUCCGCAGUUCAACAUCUAUCGGAGAAUAUAUUCAAUUAUUCAUCUUCGUCGCCGUCCAUCUAGAUACUGUAAAAAGCCGGCAAGCUCAGUAGCAGGUCGGAUACAGAAAUCUCAAAUAACAAUGUAAUGUCAGUUUCCUUCCUCCGGGCCUAUUAGAGUAUUAGGCUAUUAGCUACUGCGAAAAAAUAAGUCACUGAUUCGCCUUCCCGGCCGGUCUUCAAUUAGCUGAUCGAAUCCAGUUCAGUGAAUAGUACACGAAAUGAGGGUAGCCAUGGGAGUGAGAUCACCGCGACGAAGGCGCGUGGCCCACUGCUUGCUGAUGACAACUGCGUUGUUCACUCUCCUUGGCUUAUUAUUCCUCACCUCAUCGAGAUCCGUCGAUCCUUCUUCAUCAUCACACAUCUCUAUCAAAUCCGCCGCCUUCCUAGCCGAUGACGACGAUGGCGAAGUUAGCAUUGGCCCCGUAUCUCACGACGUCGUUCCAGGAAACAAAACUUGCGCAACAGUUGAAGAAAUGGGAGAUGUCUUUCGCCAAGCAAGGUCUGCCGACCAACAACACGCUGCUGCUCUCAGUCUCAGAGAACUCAUCCGGAAUCACUUCGCCAUAAAUGGUGCAUCAAGAGUGAGAGCACUUCCCCCAAAUGAGUUUUGCAAACACGGAUUUGUGUUGGGGAAGGCAUCAGAAGCCGGUUUCGGGAACGAAAUGUACAAAAUCUUAACAGGAGCCGCACUCAGUGUCAUGUUGAAUCGUUCUCUCAUUAUCGGCCAAACCAGGGGUAGGUUUCCAUUUGAGGAAUUCAUCUCUUACUCCGAUGUUGCUUUCACCAUGAGUGAAAUAAAGCAUCUAUGGAGACAGAAUGGCUGUUUGAGUAAAUAUGGAAGGCAUCUAGUAAUGAGAAUUGAUGAUUUCCAGAAGCCAACACGGACCAAUGUUCUCUGCGGCAAUUGGAUGGGAUGGAAACAACCUAUUAUAUGGUUACAAAAUACAACAGAUGCUGUGGCUGCUCAAUUUUUUUUAAAGAAUAUACAUGACGAAACAAGGACCGCUGCCACUGAUUUAUUUGGGAGACCUGAAGAUCUUCAUUAUAGGCCCAAUGUUUUUGGGGAGUUAAUGAGAGUUCUAAUAUCUCCUUCAGGAUUUGUACAACGUGCCGUCAGCUCUAUACUUCAAGGUGAUGGGGAUGAUGAUCCCGACAUUGCUCUUCACAUGCGAAUGCUCAUGAACAGAUCAGUGAGAGCAGUUCGGGCGGCAUUGGGGUGCAUCAGAAAAGCCAUAAACGAUCUUAAACUAAGUCAAAAGCCCAGAAUUGUUGUAGUUUCAGACACGCCUUCUUUUGUGAAAACCAUCACUCCAUACUUAGAUGAGUUUGCCCAGGGUUUGCACUUUGAUUACAAACAUUUUAUUGAAGGAAACUUAUCCCGAUACACAGGCGGCAAAUCCUACAAUACUAUCAACCCUAGAGAAAAGGACUGGGGCCCAGCACCGAGAUGGGUUGCAUUUGUUGAUUUUUUUCUUGCUUCAAGAGCAAGACAUGCUGUUGUUUCUGGGGCACACCGGCGUGUUGGGACUACAUAUGCUCAAUUGAUUGCAGCAUUGGCUGCAGCUCACCAUCUUGAGGAUAACAAAUCACGUGAUGGUGUCUCAAGUUUCACAUUCUUAAGUAGCUUCCAAAGGAACUUGGUUUCUGACGGGUUGAGGAAUCAGAUCGGGUGGGGACACGUAUGGAACAGAUUUGCAGGACCGUUGAGUUGCCAGGGUCAGUCAAACCAAUGCGCCUACACACCGAUCCUCCCCCCUGCAUGGUGGGAUGGCAUAUGGCAGUCUCCCCUUCCACGGGAUAUCCGCAGAAUGGAAGCCUAUGGCGUUAGGCUUUCUGGGUUUGGGACUUUUGAUGUUGAUCAACUUCGAACCUUCUGUGAUUCCAGAAAAAAAUGGGUUGUAACUGUCAAUCUAAUUUAAGUGCCACUAGGGUAAGGAUUAUUUGGCAUAAAUGGAUGAAUCAGUCAAGUUUCUUAAAAAUGAAAAGCCUUGGGUAAAAUCGUUUUUCACGCAAAUAAGCAAGCCGGAGGCUAUUUAUUAGAAUUAGCCAAUUACUGCUACCACACGGGGCUAGUUUUUAUGUAGAAUCUCUUGUAGAAGUUAGUAUGUAAUAUGUAUUUAUUUUUGUAACUAGAUGGAGACAGGGUACAAACAUGGAGUUACAUAGGCAACUAGGCAAGCAUGGGGUGCCCGGUGCCCGGUGCCCUGCCUAUAUGUAAGGAAUAGAUCAUUUGAUUCAUCUAUUUAGCAUUAAGUUGCGGGCACAUUCUGAAAGAUGUCAAUUAUCAUACUGAGUUUAAAUAAAAUUUCAGUUUUGUAAUUA